CGGGUGGAGAACGUUAGUGUGUGCUGUUUAUUGUUAAGGUUGUGUGGAUUAGCACUGCGGUAUGCAUCUCAUUCUCAUUUUAUUAUUAAUAUGGUUUACGAGGGACAAGAUAUGCGACGAGUUUCGCCCUCUUCAUGCAUCUUUGUGUGGAGUUGGACUGGCAGCUGCUGCUUCCGGUGGUGGGACGGGAUUCCAACACUACAGCAACAACAAAUAAGGAUGGAGUGGAUGAUGUGGAAGACUAUGCUCCAAAACUGAUUUGCAUCCUAGGAACAGCCUCACCUGUUAUGGCGAACUCUGUGGCCACUCUGGUGGUCCAAGCAGAACUCUUAGCUCCGCAAUCCUCCGCCUCCCUCUCUCCUUUCCCCUCCCUCCUCGGCUCAGGCGAGGAGGGUGAGGAUGACCGGGAGAGGGAUGACCUGGUGGAGGGCAACAAGGGCAUAGUGGGCAGCGUGGAGGUGGUUCUGGACAUGGAGGCCUCGUCGGUGUCGGCCCAGCAGGCCGAGCAGUCCGAACAGUCCGAGCAGUCUGAGCAUCCCUUCCAGUGUCUGGAUUGCGGCAAGAGCUUCAGGUGGUCGUCCCGGCUCACGCACCACCAGCGGAGCCACAACAAUGAGAGACCUUACCGCUGCAACCUUUGUCCCAAGGCCUUUAAGGGCUCCUCCGCGUUGCUCUAUCAUCAAAGGUCUCACUCGGGAGAGAAGCCUUACAAAUGUCAAGAUUGUGGCAAAGCCUUCAAGCGCUCCUCUCUUCUCCAGGUGCAUCAGAGCGUCCACACAGGAGUGAGAACAUUCUUGUGUCCGUAUUGCCCCCUGACUUUUAAAUGGAGUUCCCAUUACCAGUACCACCUGCGCCAGCACACCGGCGAGUGCCCGUACCCGUGCGACACGUGCCCCAAGGCCUUCAAGAACUCCAGCAGUCUACGGCGACACAAGAACGUCCACCUGGGUCUCAAACCUUACACCUGCAACGUGUGCAACAAAUCCUUCACUCAGUCCACCAACCUGAGGCAGCACAUGAGAAUCCACACGGGCGAGAGGCCAUACGUGUGCGGCGAGUGCGGACGCAGCUUCACGCACUCGUCCAACCUGGCGCUGCACAAGAACUCGCACUCUGGCCCGGCUGCGGCCGGCAAGGAAGGCAAGGGCGGGGAGAGUGGAGGGCGGGGCCGCGACAUGGUGGAGGUGGUGGUGGUCAGCUCGGAGGAAGAAGCCACAUCCAUGUUGACGGCUAUGGUGGGCUACGUCAACCAGGAAGGGGGCGAUGGAGUUGGGGUGGGGAUGGAGGAAGUCUUCCUGUCCACUUCUGCAUCUGCCCAGGAUGCAAACCUGCUCCCCGAGCUCGGCUCGGUUCCGUCAGGGGAGAACGCGGCCGCAUCCCGGGCCAUCGGGACGGAGGUCCACCUGAGCACGGACACGGGCGCCAGCCUGCUGCUCUACACCUGCGGCAGCUGCAGUCACACUUUUGCUACACGGACCGACUUGGAGGAGCACCAGUCCAUUCACGUGGCUUCGGGGGAACGUGGCUCCGGUGGGGAAGCGGCACCGGCGGAGGUAGGGGACGGAUUGGUCGGGACCGGCCACCUGCUUGCUGACUUCGAGGAGGUGGUUGAAACGACCGCAGCGGCUGAAGGUGCGCACACAGCUGAGGUACUCCUCGGACUUGCGGACCCAGCUGAUGAAAGUAAUUCAAGUGUGGGCGCCACCCAGGCCCAGUUUGACCUUCUGCAGAGCUUCAACAAGGUGAUUCAGAGCUCCAAUAGUGUUGAGCCAGAAGCUCCAACCGCAUGGGCAGGGCUGUCGUGUGGCUACUGCAAUAAAUCUUUCAAGACCAGUGGAGGCCUCAAUCGACACGUGUCACUGAUGCACUCCCUCUCAUCCCAGUCCCGCUCCCAGUUCAACUGCUCGGCCUGCGACCGCUCCUUCCCUCUGCUGUCCUCGCUUCUCACGCACCAGCACUCCCACACCCCCGAGCAACGUCUCCUGGCCGAGGCCGAAGCGGAGAUCGUGUGCCCGCCUUCCCUUUCCUUGUCUCUUCCGCUGCCCUCCUCUCCUGACAAGCAGCAGGAGGGAACGAGGGACAUUCAAGCUGACGUCACAGCCGUCAGCAAGGAGCAGGAGGAACUGCCCGCCAAACUAGCGAAAAACUCCAAAAAGGCCAGCGGGUGCAAGAACACUGGCGCGGGAGAGCGGCCGUAUCGCUGCUCAGAGUGCGGGAAAGCCUUCAAAGGUUCGUCGGGGCUCAAGUACCACAUGAGGGAUCACACCGGGGAGAGACCCUACCGCUGCACAGAGUGUGGGAAGAGUUUCAAGAGGUCCUCGCUGCUCUCCAUCCACCAACGGGUGCACACAGGUGUGCGAGCAUUCCAGUGCCCUCACUGUGCUCUGACGUUCAAGUGGAGUUCGCACUAUCAGUACCACCUGCGGCAGCACACGGGCGAGAGACCCUACGUAUGCAAGGAGUGCGGCAAGUCCUUCAAGAACACCAGCUGCCUGCGAAGGCACAGCCAGAUGCACUCGGGACUGCGGCCGCACGUCUGCAGCAUUUGCUCCAAGUCUUUCUCGCAGACAUCAAACCUCAAACAGCAUGAACGCACCCACUCGGGCGAGAGACCCUUCCGGUGCGGCCACUGCAACAAGUGCUUCACGCACUCCUCCAACCUCCAGCUGCACCUUCGCACGCAUUCCUCGCAGAAGGACUUCAAAUGCCCGUACUGCUCCAAAGAGUUCGUCAUGCACUCGUACUUGCAGAGGCACAUCCGGACGCACGGCGGCUCCCUCCCGCUGCCGUCCGGCGAAGGCGCAGGUCGGGACGGCGUGUCGGUGAAGGCCAGCGUGGGAGGGGUCACCACCACCACCACGCUCCUCAACCCCAUCACCUUGGAAUCGUCGGGAAACAACGGGAGCCUGAUCGUGUCUCAGCCGGCUCUCAACAUCCCUGUCAACACCUCGCAGAACUAUUUCAUGAUUCAGACGGCCAGCGGCUUACAGCUCAUCCCUUUAUCAGGUCCGGCCCCUCCGCCGGCCCCACCUCCGCCGCCCCCGCCGCCAUCCCAGCCCCAAAAUUUCUACCUGCUCCAGUGCCCCUCGACCAACGGCUCCCAACCGAGUUUGAUUCUGGUGCCCACGGCUAACCGGCCUCCGGCGGCCCCAGAGCCCGCCGGUGUCCCCGUCUUCCAGACUCUGCAAGCAUUCAACAGCCAAACGCUUGCCCAGUUUGCAGCCGUAUCGCCACAACACCAGCAUCCCCGCAUCAUUCUCACCAACGAUAAUAAGAACACAAACGCGCCCGUCUCCUCCCUUCCGCCCAACUCUUUACUCCGCAGGCCCAUUUUAGGGAAGAGCAACCGGACAGCAAGGGGCAGAAGGGGCCGCAAACCAAAAUCGGUCAUCAAGGAAAUGGUCGAGACGCCGAGCGCGGAUGCGACUGACGGUAACCCGGGCGGCGUGACCCAGCCCGACGGUACCGCCGCCUAUUCGAACUCAUCGCCGUCCAUCGCAUCAAACUGCGCACUUUCUCCGUCUUCCACCGCUGUCGCAUCCACUUUGGGAUCUCCACAAGCCAGCGUUUCAACAUUACUUCCUUCAACUCCCAACAACAACGCCCAGACAGAACUGACCGAAAUAAAUUCGGCAAGGACCUUGACCGAGAAUCAGUUUGUGUUCUGUUUCGACAAUGAAGGCCGAGCGAAGGAGGGGCUGAGUGUUGAUGAGGGAGGCGAGUCGUUUGUGUUGCAGUUUGAGGCAAAUGAGCAAGGGGAUGCUGACAAAGAGGGAGAUAAAGGCGGGAUGAUGUCGCUUCUCCAGGAGUGGGGUGGGGAGAAGGCGGGCGAGAGUCAAUCAGGAGAAGAGGAGUGCGGCCAGGGGGGCUCUUUUGUCUUCCACUUUCACGCCGAGGAACCGGAGAGCGAUCGGUGCCAAGCGGGCUUCAGCCAGGAGCACGACAAUGGCUUGGUGCCACUCCACAGUCAGGGUGUGGUAUUUGGGGUCAGCGAUGAGGGCAAGAUGGAGCAAGAAGCCGGGGAGGGUAUGCAGAUGAUAGCCUUGAUAGAACGGGAGGGGCCGAUGAUGGGAGAGGACGGCGCCGACUGCAGCGCAGCCGCUGGUACCGGGGGGAUCUUCCAACUGGAAGGAGGGGAGGAGAUUGUCAUCAUCGAGGUGAGCACCAGUAACUUAAUUGAGGAACGGAUGGAGGCGGUCGUCGACGCGGACAUUUCGCAGAGCAGCGAUGGGAAAUCAGAGGGCGGAAAUGAAGACCCGAAGGAAAAGUCUUCCAAAGAAAACUGUGCGGAUGAUACAGAUGGUGCUGCAGUCGGAGAUGGACUUCUGCCUAAGAGAUGCACCACUCUUACGAAUUGAGAUGCAAAGCUCGCAUAAUGUUGGGCCCAUACAGUUGAAAUGUCAGAAUCCACCGAAAAUGCACUAUAACCUUUAUAGGUGAACUUAAUUAAGAGCGUAGGAAAGACCUGUUGUGAAUUUUUCCAGUCAACUCCUUGUUAGAGAGCAGCAAGUUGUGCAAAAAGUACCAAAAAAUGAUGGACCUGCAGAAUUCAUAAGUUGAGAGAAGGUCAAAGUAAGGUUUUUUUUGUUUUUGUUUUUUUAAAUAAAUCAUGACUGCACUCAAAUUUUAGGUUCAUCCUGAAAUUUCCCCUGAAAAACCCAAGGGACUAGUAUAGAAAUAGUAACCGUGUCAGUGAAUGAAUGGACAGGUGCCUCACUUUACUAGCACUUUACUUUCAAUCUCCUGGAACUGAUAGCAUGCAGUUAGGGCAGCAAAUUGUGUCGUAAUGCCACAGUGCCACAUGUUAGAAAUGUUAUACAUUCAAAUAGGCUGGGCAUGAACUUAUGAAUUGUCCUUAAUAUAUUAGUUGAAAUGACACCAUCAAAGGCACUCAAUGUAUUGUUGAGCUAGGUUUUUGUGGGAGAAAAAAAUAUAUAUAUAUAUAAAUGGUCAAUUUGUUCACAAUCUUCAUAGUAGCUUAAUAAUAAACGUCUUCAUGAAUAA
This is a messenger RNA of Syngnathus typhle (broad-nosed pipefish), 5004 nucleotides long. It is a transcript of the gene znf628, whose product is annotated as zinc finger protein 628. Gene Ontology annotation, cellular component: nucleus. Gene Ontology annotation, biological process: regulation of transcription by RNA polymerase II. The transcript is spliced from 9 exons. NCBI's taxonomy places the organism in Eukaryota, Metazoa, Chordata, Actinopteri, Syngnathiformes, Syngnathidae. Bases 135 to 4358 code for a protein of 1407 amino acids. The record is from RefSeq and is a predicted model, not a curated record. Gene Ontology annotation, molecular function: DNA-binding transcription activator activity, RNA polymerase II-specific; RNA polymerase II cis-regulatory region sequence-specific DNA binding.